AGUCGGACUCUGUUCCUUUAUUAUACUAUACCUGGUGUUAGGUUUUUAGAGCACUUAAAUUUUUUUUGUCUUUUUGCUUUACUCUAAUAAAUAUUCUAGUUAACAUUAAUAUCUAGCUUAAUAUGAUUUAAAUGUAUGUUAAAAUUCUUAAGAGUAGUAGCAAAUCUAGAUUGGGAACUGGAUCUGUAGACAAUAUUCAAAAGAUACAAUUCAGAUGACCCUGAACACCAGUAAACUGAUCCAGGGGCCAAAUAUUCUCUCAAAAUAGAGGAGGAAAAAGGAAAAGAGGCAUGUAGGGACCCAGAAGAAGAAGGGCGAUUUAUGUGGAGUGGAGGGAAUUUUCAUGUUAAACCACAGGUAGGGCUUGUUUACUUUGUCACAUUUUCCCUGUAAUAGAGAAACUGCUGAGCCAGAAUUGUGCAACUGAUUGAAUUAGCACCUUGUUUAAAUUGUUAGCAUCCAUCUUUGAGAAGCAUGUAUUUUAGAUUAAAGAUUUAAAAAUCUUGGCUGAAACAAAGGACAAUCUCUUUCCUUUAUGAAGUUGUUCAUUGAACUUUAAAUAGUAAGAUAUUAACAGAUGAGGAUUGAAUUUAGUCUUCAAAUAAGCAUCUCUGUGAUUUGUUGGUCACAGUAUGAUCUCUUUCCCAUCCCCCACUAUUUUUUACUUUUGAUAGGGCAAACUCUUAUGUUUUCAUGAAAUAUUUAAAGCAAAUGAUGUGUUAAUUAUGUUUAGUUAUCCUUUUUGAGAGUUCUCUAGCUUUUUCUGUUCUGAGGUUCAGAAUCAAUAUAAGGACAUAUUGAAAUCAUAAUUGCAUUUUAUCUUCCAAACAGCCAUUGAAAAUAAUUGCAUUUUAAUUUGAGAAUUUUAUCUCAACUCCAUAUAACAGCUUAUACUUUAAAAUAUAAUCCAGAGGUACAGUACUUUUCAGUUCAUUUAUUAGCUUUGUCAGUUUCCACAUUUGUAAAGUUGAACAUUUACUGAAAUUAUGGGCUGGUUUGGGUUAAAAUGAAGUAACAUAUGUGAAGCAUCUUAGAUGGUCACACAUAGUAGGCUCUCGGUAAUUAGUCGUUGCUGCUGUUGUUAUGGGUAUUUAAUUAACUUGGAUUUCUAGGGCACCAUUUGUUAGAGUGCAGUGAACCAAUUCUGAAUUCUACCCUCCUAUAUUUGUUACUUGUUUAGACUGACUUAACCACUGUGGAGAAUAAAGCCUAUUUGUGGGGGUUGGGGUGGGGGUGGUGCCUACUGACUCUUAUAUGCAUGUUUUUUCAGAGUUACAGGAUGUGUACUGGAAUGUGAAGGAUUAAGCUUUGUGGUGGCAUGUUCUAUAUGGUCAUCCAUAGUGACCAAACUAAUUUGGAAUGUUGUUUUGUUACUAACUUGGAAAUGUGUUAUUUUCUCUACAGAGGAUGUUGAUCUGAAUAAACUGCUUAUUAUGCUUUAUACAUUUCUAGAGCGAGAGGAACUGUCAAUCAGUGUAAAUCUCACCCAGCACAGUAUUUUCUUUCACAAACAUGGGGAGGAGGCAAUACCAAGAUAACCACUUUUGGGACAGAGCCAGGAGCUGUUGUGUAACUCAGAGGGUGUGUGAUAGCAUCCAGCUUUGGAGCCCAUCACGUCACAUUGAGAAAUUGUGGCAGGGAGGCUUACAGGAAAAACAUCUUGUUUAUUAACACCUGAAUAUGUUACUUAUGUAGCUUUUUAAAAGUCAUCAGUUAGCUAGCUUCUCAAAGAGAGGCAAGAACCCAUUCGCGUAGUUACAGAUUGUGGCUAUAGUAAGUCUUCUGGUAACAGGAGCUGUGAGCACCACUUCUUCAGUGAAGUCUUUCCUGUUCCCUUCUCCACUCAGGUUGAUGACUGUCUCCUUUGUACCUGGUUGCAGCUUGAACAUAUUUAGGUAACUUCUCUCAAAGCACUUGAAACAUGCUACUGCCCAUGUCUCCUUUCCAGCUUGUCUGUAAACUCCUUGAUGGUAGCAGCUGUGUGUGUAAGUGCCACUGAGUAUAGAUUCCUGGAGCUUAGGUUGAUCCCCAGUAAAUGUUAAAUGCAGGUCUCCCUGUGCCUGUGGAAAUGCCUCAACAUCAAUUGGUUCAAUUGUAUCCUUCAACUUGAUCACUAACAGGUCUUUAAUGAAAAGUCUCCAGAGAUGCUAUUCCCAUUCUGUACUAUCCUCAUCAUUACCAUUCUUAUUUCUUCUUUGCCAAUGCAAAUUCUCUAUUUCAUUUUUUUCUUUAAGUACUUCUCUAUGAAGCUUUUUAAAAGUAUGCUUCAUUUUAGGGCCAGACAUGGUGGCUCAUGCGAGGCCCAUGCGGGUGGAUCACCUGAGGUCAGGAGUUUAAGACCAGCGUGACCAGCAUAGUGAAACCCCAUCUCUACUAAAAAUACAAAAUUAGUCGGGUGUGGUGGCGUGCACCUGUAAUCCCAGCUACUCAGGAGACUGAGGCAGGAGAAUUGCUUGAACCCAGGAGGCAGAGGUUGCAGUAAGCUGAGACACCGCAGCCUGGGGGACAGAGUGAGACUCCAUCCCAAAAAAUAAAAAUAGAAGUAUGCUUCAUUUUAGUUAGUUUAUAAUCAACAUUGAGAAAUCCAAGAAAGGUGAGAAAUGUAAACUAGAGCUGGAGAUUUAAAAUUGGCACCUGUAAAAAUACAUUAUUUUUUGAAGUAAAAAAAGUUUGUAAACAUUUCCCUUGUUUACAAAUCUGAAAUUAUAUUAAUUUUGGUAAAAUUCUAGAUUUUUUCCAAAUAAGUCAAAACCUCAAAAGAAUGGAAAUUUUAGGUAAAAUUUAGGUAAAAAUGGAAAGAAAGUAAGAGUCAUAAUUUUCAGGCUGUUAUAAGAAAUGUCUUUUACUGUAUCAUAUGGUAUUUUAUAGUAUAUAAAAAUAUAGGAAUUGACCUUAUUAUCCUUAGUGUACAAGGUUUUAUUGUGGUUUAAAAUUCCAAGUCUUCGAUGUAGCUUCCUUUAUUCUUCUUCUUCAGUUACACCAUAAUAGUUUAUUGAAAUUUGAUGCAUAUAGGAAAAAACCUUGUAAUUGACUUUUUUUGGAGAAAAAUUAUUCAUUUUAAGACAAAAGCAGAGAUUGUUUGAGCCAAAACCUGAUGGAUUUAAGAGUGCUGUUGAUCAUGGUUGACUUGUGAAAGUGAUAGAUAGAUAGAUAGAUAGAUAGAUAGAUAGAUAGAUAGAUAGAUAGAUCUCUUAUCGUUAUUUUUCUUUUAUACUGGGCUUAUGUUUUUUUUUUCUUAUUUUCUUGCUUAAUAAUAGUAUCAUUAAGCAGGCAGGAGAAAAAUAAUACCAUUGAAACUAAAAGUUAGUAAUUUAAUUUGAUUAUGUAUAUAUAUAUUUUAUUAUACUUUAAGUUCCGGGAUACAAGUGCAGAACGUGUAGGUUUGUUGUAUAGGUAUACGUGUGCCAUAAUGGUGUCCUGCACCUAUCCCCCCAUCAUUUAGGUUUUAAGCCCCACAUGCAUUAGCUAUUUGUCCUAGUGUUCUCCCUCUCCUUGCCCCCCACCUGCUGACUGGCCCCAGUGUGUGAUGUUCCCCUUCCAGUGUCCACGUGUUCUCGUUGUUUAACUCCCACUUAUGAGUGAGAACAUGCGGUAUUUGGUUUUCUGUUCUUGUGUUAGUUUGUUGAGGAUGAUGGCUUCUAGCUUCAUCCAUGUCCCCACAAAAGACGUGAACUCAUUCUUUUUUAUGGCUGCACGGUAUUCCAUGGUGUAUAUGUACUACAUUUUCUUUAUCCAGUCUAUCAUUGAUGGGCAUUUGGGUUGGUUCCAUGUCUUUGCUAUUGUAAAUAGUGCUGCAGUAAACAUAUGUGUGCAUGUGUCUUUAUGGUAGAAUGAUUUAUAUUCCUUAGGGUACAUACCCAGUAAUGGGAUUGCUGGAUCAAAUGGUAUUUCUGGUUCUAGAUCCUUGAGGAAUCGCCACCCUGUCUUCCACAAUGGUUGAACUAAUUUACCCUCCCACCGACAGUGUAAAAGCAUUCCUAUUUCUCCACAGCCUCACCAGCAUCUAUUGUUUCUUGACUUUUUGAUCAUCGCCAUUGUGACUGGCGUGAGAUGGUAUUUCAUUGUGGUUUUGAUUUGCAUUUCUCUAAUGAUCAGUGAUGUUGAGCUGUUUUUCAUAUAUUUGUUGGCUGCAUAAAUGUCUUCCUUUGUGAAGUGUCUAUUUAUAUCCUUUGCCCACUUUUUGAUGGGGUUGUUUUUUUCUUGUAAAUUUGUUUAAGUUCCUUGUAGAUUCUGGAUAUUAGACCUUUGUCAGAUGGGUAGCUUGCAAAAACGUUUUGCCAUUCUGUAGGUUGCCUGUUCACUCUGAUGGUAGUUUCUUUUGAUGUAGAGAAGCUCUUUAGUUUGAUUAGAUCCCAUUUGUCAAUUUUUGCUUUUGUUGCAAUUGCUUUUGGCAUUUUAAUCAUGAAGUCUUUGCUCAUGCCUAUAUCAUAAUUUUGCAGUUUAUUAUAUUUAUGGACAAAGUAACAAGAAUAGUAUUUGUUCUGUGGCAUUUGUUUUAUGUAUUUUGUCAUACAUUGUACCCACAUACAAAUAUAUAUAUAUAUAUUUACAGUAAAUAUAUGUUAACAUCUUAAUGCUUAUGAAUUUUCAAAUGAUACAUAGUAGCAUUGAUUUUUACCUGUAAUCAUACGUGGAAAACUUACCUUUAAAUGACGGAGACCUUUACAUAUAUGCGUAGUUUGCACAUUAUCAGUUGAAGCUAGUACAUCUUUAUUUAGUACUCUAUUUUUCCGAACACCACUUUUCUAGUUUCUGUGGGAGAUGUAAUGAUGUAUGUACCCUUUAGAGGAUCACAGUCUCAGAGCAACUCUUACAGCACCACAGAGCUCUAGAACAGGAAGAAACUCUGGAGGUUAUCUUCUCUUAGGGGUAUGUUUAAACAGUAGUUCACUGAUUCUUACGCAUUUUCUCCUUUGCUCAGUAAGCAGGAGAUGUGGGCCAAUUUUUUGUUUGUUUGUUUGUUUGUUUGUUUGAAACAGGGUCUCACUCUGUUGCCCAGGCUAGAGUGCAGGGGCACAGUCACUGCUCACUGCAGCCUCUACCUACCAAGCUUAGGUGAUCCUCUCACCUUAGCCUGGGACUACAGGCUAGUGCCACCAUGCCCAGCUGACUUCUUUUACUUUUACUAGAGAUGAGGUUUCACUAUGUUGCCCAGGCUGGUCUCAGAUUCCUGAGCUCAAGUGAUCCCCCUGCGUUGGCCCCCCAAAGUGCUGAGAUUACAGGAGUGAGCUAUCAUGUCCAGCCAUGGGGCAGUUUUUUUGGGCCAGGGAUUUACAAAUUAUGAAGUCAAGAAAUAAUUUUAGUGGGAAAUGACUAGAAUAUAACACUUGUUUUUCCUGUAAUUACGUUAGAGACUACCAAAGCAUAUUGCAGAUUAUUUCCAAUAUAUCAUAUUAUAUUGUGUAUAUGUAUACUGGGUUUUAAAAAAUGUAUUAUAGGUUGGGCACAGUGGCUCACACCUAUAAUCCCAGCACUUUGGGAGGCCGAGGCAAGUGGAUCACCUGAGGUCAGGAGUUCAAGACCAGCCUGGGCAACAUGGUGAAACCCUGUCUCUCCUAAAAAUACAAAACGUAGCUGGGCGCAGUGGCACAUGCCUGUAAUCCCAGCUACUCAGGUGGCUGAGCAGGAGAAUUGCUUGAGCCCGGGAAGCAGAGGUUGUAGUGAAUUGAGAUUGCGCCAUUCCAUUGCAGCCUGGGCAACAGAGCAAGACUGCCUCAAAAAAAAAAAAAGUAUUCUAAAUUUUUAAAUACUUUUUUAAAUGUAUUUUUUUAUUGAAGUGAAAAGAUUUUAGAAAACAUAUCUUUAAUGUGUCUUCUCCUCCACCUCCCACCCCCCACUUGAAACCUGGAGAGCAGCCAUUGUUCUUCAUCCCGAGAUAUGCAGCUUAAUCUCUUUGCUGUGCUCUCUUGCUGUCAUGCCUGACACCAAAGUCAAGCAUUUUCUACCCAGAAACCAGGUGAUAUUUCCCUGUGAUAGUAAAAAAUAUGCAGUGAGAUCAUUUUUUCAUUAUGCUGGUCUUCCUUGCAGCCUUUGGGCAAAAAUAAAACACUUUGGUGGCUCUGUUAAUCUGUAGGUAUUGCUUAUGAUGUGCCUAACUUGGUACCAAGAUGCGAUUUAGUCACCAAGAGAAUUUGGAUUAUUUAAUACUCGUACAUAAUAAAACUCCUCAUCAAAUAUUCAUGUGGGCACAUACAGAGGCCUAAUUGUAUUCUUGUAAUGCACAAUAUAAAUACUAAUAUUGUUUUGGAGAAUCAGCAUGGUAUGCUGAAGCCAUGGUUUGGAAAAAUGCAUUGUAGUAUGUUUUUAUCUGUGGGAAUUACUGGCAAAUAUAAUUGAGAGAUUCUAAAUACUGUAGUUGUUUCCUUCACUUUUGAACUUGGCUUAAGUAUUUUUGGUCUUUUUUUUUUUUUUAAAUCGCUGAAUUAUUGUUUUGUUGUAUCAACGGUUGAAGCUAAACCAUGAUUGUUAUUUUAAUAUUUAUGUCUUCUUUUAAAGAUAUAAUUUAAAAACAAUUUUCUCCCACUGAGAGGGAUUAAAAAAUAAACGGGGAGAAUAGUAGAAUAAAUGCUCAGGUGCCCAUUCCUCAGCUCAAACAUUUAUGAAACCAUUGUUACCCACCCUCUUUCUGCAGGUCCCAAUUAUUUUUGAGUCAUUUUCUUUGUCACAACAUUUCACCUGUAAAUACUUCAGUAUGCAUUUGUAAGAGACAAGGACUUCCGUUUUUAGAUAGAUAAAGAAGAAUCUUAAAAACCUUUUUGAAGAAUAUACUGAAUUAUGAUAAUUAAAUUUGUGUAUGGGAUGUUAGAGCGAUAUAAAGGAAAAUGAGAUAGCUUAAAUGGAGUAAGUGGAAAAAAGAAAUACCGACAAGCAAUUGUACCAAGAAAUAGUAGAAAAGGUGUGAAAAGGCCAAUUAACAGCUUUUAAAGUACUCAUGGAGAAAAGGAAGACAUUUGCAUUUUUUAACAGGCAGUAUGUGUCUGCAUUCCACAUAGGUCAGUAGGGGAGUAAAGCCAAGUGUAUUUCAUACCAUUUGAAAUAGCAAUUCUGUUUCAAGACUUUUUCUUAAGGGAGAAAUCAAAGAUGUGUACAAAGAUUGCCAAUCAAGGUAUUCACUACAAUAUUACUUAUAGAAAUGAGGAAUUGAACCUUUUUUUAAAGAGAUCUUUUAGUCCGUUCUUUUAUUUUUAUAGAUAAUAGUACAGGUAGUUUCCAUUUAUUAAGUACUUGCCAUAUUUCAAGCAUUUUGCUAACACCUUAACAUGAAUUAUAUGACAUAAACCUCUAACAACAAUAAUAAAUAAGCAAUAUUUAUUACAACCUCCAACUUUCACAUGAGAAACUAAGGCUUAGGCCGGGUGCAGUAGUGUACUCCCAGCACUUAGGGAGGCCAAGGCAGGCAGAUCACCUGAGGUCAGGAAUUCAAGAGCAGCCUGGCCAACAUGGCAAAACUUUGGCUCUACUAAAAAUACAAAAAUUAGUCAGGUGUGGUGGCAUGUGCCUGUAGCCCCAGCUACUCAGGAGGCUGAGGCAGGAGAAUCACUUGAACUUGGGAGGUGGAGGUUGCCGUGAACUGAGAUCAUGCCACUGCACUCCAGCCUGGGCGGCAGAGUGAAACUCUGUCUCAAAAAAAAAAAAGAUAGAAAGAAACUAAGGCUUGAGUUUAACUAACUUGUCCUAGAUAACUCAGGAAAUAAUCAUAAAGGAGAGUUCUAGACUUAACCUAAUUCCAGAGCCUUUGUAUCUAAACAUUAUACUGUACUACUUCCUGACCUAGUCAAAAAGGCGAUUUAGGCCCAUAGUAAGAAAUGUGAAGAAGGGACUUUGCUCCAGGUCACAAGAAAUAAUGCAACAGUGAGGUUGAAAAAUCCUAACUCAGGGCUAAAUACAAUCUGUUGCCUCCCUGCAUGAAUAUGGCUAAUAAAAAUAAUUGUUUCUUAUUUCUUCUCUUUAGUAUCCUAUAUUCAACAUUUCCCCAUCUACUAUUUAUGAAAUUAUAAGUUUCUAGUCUUUAUUUUCUUCUCUGAGGAAUAAUUUUCUAAAUUAUAGUUGCUCAGCAACAUUCAUGAAAUAGCACUGCAGUACUCAUUUCCUGAGCCUAAAGGAAUUGAACUUAAUGCUCAAUAUUAGUGGAAUGAUUAAAUGAAGAUAAUAUAUUUAUAAAAUAAUGUUUUGUAACCACUAGAUAUUGUACAAUAUGAUUCCGGUUGUAUACAGUGUAUACAGUGUUUAAUUUAUGUAGGAAGACCUGACAGAAAUUAACCCAGAUGGUAAAAUGAAUUCAUAGUGGCUACCUCUAGGUGUUAGAAUUAUGAGGAAUUUUUAUUUCUUCAUUACUUUUUUGGGAAAUUGUUGCAAAUGUUAUCAGCAUUUGUGGUAUAAGUUAAUAAAUAUUACCAUUAUUGAGUACUUACUGUGUGUCAAGCACUGUUUAAGCACUUUUCAUCUUUUACACUUAGUUCUGAAAAUAGCCCUAAGAGAUUUUAUUAUCCUUAUUGUAUAGAUGAGGAAACGGAGAUUGAAUACUGAGACAAUUUGAGUGUAUCCUUCUAGGUGUGUUCUUGGCUUCCAAAUGUAUUUUUUUUCACUUUGUAAAAAUGUAUGUGGAAUAUUAUCGCAAAGUAGUCAAUAUAUUUUUAAAAAAAUUGAUGGAUGACAUUUCAUCUUAGGAAUGUGCCAUGAUUUUUUUUCAACUGGUCCUUUUUGUUCUUUGCCUCUACUGCAAUAUUCUGCUCAUAGGAAUAAUAGUACAAUGAACGUCUUUGCAAAUAAAUUUGUGUGUGCAUGUCUGAUUAUCUUUCUAGAAUAAGCUCUUAGAAAUGGAGUUACUGGGUCAAAGAUCAUAAACAUUUUAGAGGCUUUUGGUACAAGUUGUGAGAUUGCAGGUGACAAAUGACCUUCUUUCCUUAAAUUUAGAAAAGUUGUUUUGGGGCUAUAAAUUUGGGAGAAAUGGGUCAUCUAAAUCAUCUGUGGGAAUUUGUGCUUUCAUAGUUUCUGUUACAGAAGUCAGGCUUCUCUAAGCUUGCUGGAGGCAGUGAACACAGAGAAAAAGAGGAAAGACAAACUUUGGAGAUUAAAUUGUAGCUACUUACUUGCUUUAUGACCUUGAGCAGCUAUUUAUUCAUUUUUCUCUUCUAGUUAACAUUUUUAUUAACUUAGAAACCUUUUCAUUGCAAUUGUUUUAUAUAAACAUGUAAAAUAUAGCUAUCAUCUAUACACAUUUUCUCUGAUGUUUGAUCUUAUAGGACCUUAGGGUCAUAAUUAGAUAGCAUAAGUUCCAUUGUAUAAUUAAAAAAACUAUACAUAUAAAAGGUUAACACAUUGAUUACAGAUGACCCUAGAAAGCAUUUUAGAUGUUGCAUCUUUAAAUUAAAAAGAAUUUUUCUAAGGGGUCACAUGUUCCCUUCCUCUGACAAGCAAGAACAGAAAAUUUUGGAUGAAUUAAUUGAAAUUUUUGUUAAAUAGUUAAAGAUUUAUUGUGUGUUUCUCGUGGGCGUAUCAUCUUCCAGAGACUUUGUAGGCAACUUCUGGAGACUUUAAUUAUAGGUUUGGGUGGUAGGGAGAAGAGCAUUUUAACUUAAGGGAGUCCAGAGAAUCAUUAAUGAAAUCAGUAAAGAAAGUCUCCAUAUGAAGCCACUGAAUACAUUAGGGUUGGUUAUUCUAGGAAAACCAUGUUGAUAAUGGGUAAUCUGAUAGUCCAGAAAUUCAUGAGCAGUACAAAUGGAAUAAACAGAAAACAUUCUAUUGAGGGUUGAAGGCUGUAAUUGGUUUAAUGGAAAAAAAAGAAGUACUACUUUUUACUACGAAUAGUAAAAUUGUAAAACAAUCUACUGGCCGGGCGCGGUGGCUCACGCCUGAAAUCCCAGCACUUUGGGAGGCCGAGGCAGGCAGAUCACGAGGUCAGGAGAUCGAGAUCAUCCUGGCUAACACAGUGAAACCCCAUCUCUACUAAAAAUACAAAAAAAAAAAAAAAUUAGCUGGGCACGGUGGCGGGCACCUGUAGUCCCAGCUAGUCGGGAGGCUGAGGCAGGAGAAUGGCUUGAACCCGGGAGGCGGAGCUUGCAGUGAGCCGAGAUUACGCCACUGCACUCCAGCCUGGAUGACAAAGAGUGAGACUCCGUCUCAAAAAAAAAAAAAAAAAGAAAAAAAGAAAUUAAAAAACCUACUAUAAAUGGUAGGCAUAGAAAAUAAGUAUAAGGAGGAUUUUUAUCAGAGGCUCUUAAUCCAUAAUUAAUGGUUGGAUUAGGAGGGCUCAACUCUUCAAAGUUAUAGAAAUGUGCUUUUUGGAAGAUGACAUCUCCACCUCUUUCAAAUUUCUAAAGCAGUAACUCCAAAAGGCUUAAGCUCCCACUGGAAUGUAAACUCCGCAAGGAUAGGGAUUUUUGUUUUAUUCACUUUUUUUUCCCUCAUACUGGCAGAUAGUUCUGCUUAAUAAAUAUUUGUCGAGUGUAUGAUUUCUGUAAACUUAUGUGUGGUGUACUUAUAGUAAUAGAUUUUUAGAAGUUAGGAGUGUAUGUAGUAAAUCCCAGAUUGAUGUCUUAACUGGGCUACUUCUGAAUUUGUCCAAAAAUUUUCUCUUGGUACUUAACUCUAGAUGUAGAAUGGAAAGAUUUAUAUGAUAAAUUUGUAGUUGAAUUCCAUUUUUCUGUGCCAACAUGAAAAUGUAGUAUGAAAAUUAUUCUAAAAAUACAUAUUCAUUCAUCAGUGUAUAAGAAAAUGUACCACUGUGAUGCUGUUUUCAUUUGAUUUAAUGAAUGAAACUGUUACAGAAAACUUCCUCUUAAAAUUGUGAAUGGAAAAUUUGCUGCUUGUUUUCAUUAGAUCAAGUAAUAUGACAAUAACUGCUGUUCUGGCUGAAAAUGUAAAGUCAAUAAAAUGUUGACAAAUUCACCUGCAGAGAACAUUGCUUUAUCAGCAAGAAAUUUAGAUUUUUGCAGUGAAGCCCAAAUAUUAUGGCUGAGUAUCAUUACACAGCAUUUUUAGCAGGUCAUGUAAUAUAAUCUGUAAUUAUAUUAGUCAGUGUAGUAUGUUUCCAUACUUUUUAAAAUUGAAAUUUGGGAGAAGGUUAAAAAGAGGCUGGCCGCGGUAGCUCACACUGUAAUCCCAGCACUUUGGGAGGCUGAGGUGGGUGGAUCACUUGAGGUCAAAAGUUCAAGACUAGCCUGGCCAACAUGGUGAAACCCCAUCUCUACUAAAAAUACAAAAAAUUAGCCAGGCAUGGUGGCACACGCCUGUAAUCCUAACUACUUGGGAAGCUGAGGUAGGAGAAUCACUUGAAUAUGGGAGGCAGAGGUUGCAGUGAGCCAACAUCGUGCCACUGUACUCCAGCCUGGCAACAGAGUGAGACUCCAUCUCAAAAAAAAAAAAAAAAAAAAAAAUUGACUAAGAGAAGGUUAAAUGCAAGUUCAUUUUUAAAAAAAUUUAAAAAUUAUAGCAUUUGUCAAGAGAAAAAGUGAAUUACUUAGCAAUUGAAGAGUGAUAAAACCACUGAUAAUUUUACAAAUCAUGAAUUUUCUUUGGUAAUUAAAGGGAUGACCAUAAAUAUUUUUUUAAAAUGAUUUUUACCAGUCAGAUAUAAACAAUAUUUGACUAAUUGCUUGCUGCCUGCGCUUGAUUAUUUGUGAGCAAAUUUUUCUUGUUUUACACCAUCUUUGGCAGAUUAAAGAAGUUACUGCAUUUUGUUUUCUAUAAUUAUUUUGGUAUUACAGGAACUACAAUCAUUUUAAAUUUAUUUGAAAACGAUUGCAUCCUCACUCUAAAAGGCUGUCAGAACACUUGUGUCAUUUUGGUUUUUGCAUCAUUUUAAGAGGCCUUGCAAGAUUCCCAGAAUUAAUUUUAGUAGAAUGGCAGGAAUUGACCUUCAUAGAUUCCAUAUCUUAAAGUGCGGUUUCUAGCUUUAGUUGAAAUAUGAAUUUCUAAGUCACCACACCCUCUAGUAUUCAAGUAUAAUGUAAAAUACAUUUUGAAGUUAGAUUUAGAGUUUUGAGCUUGGAUCUUUGAGGUAAUUUACCAUAAUCUUUUUACCUGGUGGCAUAAUCCCUUUUAUAACAUUCUGUAAGAAUGUUAACAUUCCUAACAACUGUUGCCUAAAGACUCACGGAGCAGGGACCCCAAUCUUUUAUGAAGCAGUCUUCGUAUUACUUACAUACUAAUUAAGUCGUUUUUCCUUAUGUUGAGCUCAAAUUUACCAUAUGCCAGGCACCAUAACUUCUCUGUUCAAUUCGAAUUGUGGAGUAUUCCCGGCAUACAGACAAGUAUUGCGAAUACUAUAUUGAACAUCUCUGAAAGUCAUUUACCCUUAAUUUUUGCUCUAUUUGCUUGGGAUUGUUGUUUCCUGUGUUAAUGUAUAUCAGAGACACAUACAUCAAAUGUCUUCCUAAAAUUAAGAUAAAUUUGUGGCAUUUCUGUUAUUAUUCUAGAAAUUCUGUUCAGAAAGGAAAGAGGUUCACGUGUUAUUUGAACACCCAUUCAGCUUUCUUUUGCUUUGUGUACUGAAGUGAAGCGAGGCUUUCCGCCCCCCUCCCCCCUCACCCCCCCCCCCCCCGACCUCAUUUGCCCUGAGGCCCUCCCAAGCACCAGAGCUGGACCACUGUUCACUAUUUAUUACACAUGGAAGCUUCCACAUUAUUACUCUGGCUGUAGGUGAAAAGUCUUGCCCUUCAAAGCUUGUGCUGUUGGGCUGUUCACAGUCUUCUCUUCAGUGUUGUCAAAUACCAACUGAUGUCCGUUUUUAUUUGAACUUUUUUGUUUUAAAUAAGAAAGAACAGCAAUGGUUAUUUGUAUAGCAUGACCAUGUACAAUUACCAAACCUCUCUGACCUUCACUGUCUCAAAAUAAUAUUUUAAAAGUAGUAGUAAAAAUUGCUCUCCUUUACAGAUAAAAUGUUCUCUGAUCAAGUGGAAUGAAAAUAAAAAUUAAUCCCAUGUUAAGUAAUCCAUAUGGAGACAAGAUGAAAAAGUGAUUGUCCUGCAAGUAAACAGACGAAAAAGGUCCCAGAAAGACCCACCCCCACCAAUCCAGCCCUGCUAAAAGUGAUUAUAACCUAUAAAGAAAGCCAGUGAAGUAUAAACUAUGUAUUUUCCAGGGUUACCAAAAGAUGCAUUUAUUUUAUCUUAUCAAAAGCGAAAAGUCGAAAAUAGCAAGGUUGUGUGUCUGCUGAAGAAGUGUUGCAAACUCUGGACAAAUAUUCAAAUAUUGAGAAGUCUUAAAGUGACAUAGUGCCAUGACAGUGUGAUUACAAGAAGAAUAAACACAUACAACAAAAGCAUGACAUUAGCACUUGCUAUGUCUGAGCGCAAGACUGCAAAAGCAAAGCAAAAUGAAAUACCUAGACAUGGUGGUACAAAUUGGUCCUAGAGCUGAAGCCAUUUAUUGGUAUCUUGGAUGGUUAACAUCUAAAUGCUUAAUUCCUGAAACCACUCAAGAGUCAUAGGAUUAGAUGAUCCAAGUCACCAAGAAAUUACUGUCUCAAGUGAUACGCUUCAGCGCCAGUCAGCAAAGUAAAUAAAUACUGUGCUUCUUCCAACUUUCAUUCCACUUGGGGAAAAAAAAAUAUCAUCAUGUCAAACAUUACGAUUGACCCAGAUGUCAAACCUGGUGAAUAUGUCAUCAAGAGCCUCUUUGCAGAAUUUGCUGUUCAAGCUGAAAAGAAAAUUGAAGUUGUAAUGGCCGAACCCUUGGAGAAGCUAUUGUCCAGAUCUCUUCAGAGGGGUGAAGAUCUUCAGUUUGAUCAGUUGAUAAGCUCUAUGAGCUCAGUAGCAGAGCACUGUCUCCCUUCCUUACUUCGCACCUUGUUUGACUGGUACAGACGCCAAAAUGGAACGGAAGAUGAAUCUUAUGAAUAUAGGCCUCGGUCUAGCACAAAGUCUAAGGGGGAUGAACAGCAACGUGAAAGAGAUUAUCUUCUUGAAAGGAGGGACUUAGCAGUAGACUUCAUUUUUUGUUUAGUUUUAGUUGAAGUUCUAAAGCAGAUUCCUGUUCAUCCUGUACCCGAUCCCUUAGUUCAUGAAGUUCUAAACUUAGCUUUUAAGCACUUUAAACAUAAGGAAGGAUAUUCAGGAACCAACACUGGGAAUGUGCAUAUUAUUGCUGAUUUAUAUGCAGAGGUGAUAGGGGUUCUUGCCCAAUCAAAGUUUCAGGCUGUAAGGAAGAAGUUUGUGACAGAAUUAAAAGAACUGCGACAAAAGGAACAAAGCCCACAUGUGGUACAAAGUGUCAUCAGCUUAAUAAUGGGAAUGAAAUUUUUUCGAGUAAAAAUGUAUCCUGUAGAAGAUUUUGAAGCAUCAUUUCAAUUUAUGCAGGAAUGUGCUCAGUAUUUCUUAGAAGUGAAAGAUAAAGAUAUAAAACAUGCACUUGCUGGUUUAUUUGUGGAGAUUCUUAUCCCUGUAGCUGCUGCUGUUAAAAAUGAAGUGAAUGUUCCCUGUUUGAAAAAUUUUGUGGAGAUGCUUUAUCAGACUACUUUUGAACUGAGCUCGAGAAAGAAGCAUUCAUUGGCUUUAUAUCCACUAAUUACCUGCCUUUUAUGUGUCAGUCAGAAACAAUUUUUUUUAAAUAACUGGCAUAUUUUCCUACAGAACUGUUUGUCACAUUUAAAGAUGCCAUCUAACAACAGUAUCAGAAAACAAAUAGAAACACUCCAGAAUAAAGAUCCGAAAAUGUCUCGAGUUGCACUGGAAUCUUUGUAUAGAUUAUUGUGGGUUUAUGUAAUUAGAAUAAAAUGUGAAAGCAACACUGUAACUCAAAGUCGUCUUAUGAGCAUAGUGUCAGCACUUUUUCCAAAAGGCUCACGAAGUGUGGUUCCUCGUGACACACCUCUCAAUAUAUUUGUGAAGAUUAUUCAGUUCAUUGCUCAGGAACGCUUGGAUUUUGCAAUGAAAGAAAUAAUAUUUGAUCUUCUCAGUGUUGGAAAAUCUACUAAAACUUUCACCAUUAAUCCAGAGAGAAUGAACAUAGGUCUCAGAGUCUUCCUUGUAAUAGCAGACAGUUUGCAGCAGAAAGAUGGUGAACCACCCAUGCCAACAACAGGAGUUAUUCUUCCCUCAGGAAAUACUCUUCGUGUAAAGAAAAUAUUUCUCAAUAAAACCUUGACAGAUGAAGAAGCAAAAGUCAUAGGAAUGUCAGUUUACUAUCCUCAAGUAAGAAAAGCAUUAGAUAGCAUCCUCAGACAUUUGGACAAAGAAGUUGGGAGACCAAUGUGUAUGACCAGUGUGCAGAUGUCUAAUAAGGAGCCUGAAGACAUGAUUACGGGGGAAAGAAAACCCAAGAUUGAUUUGUUUAGAACUUGUAUUGCUGCGAUUCCAAGGUUGAUUCCUGACGGUAUGAGCAGAACUGACCUGAUUGAAUUGUUAGCAAGGCUCACAAUUCAUAUGGAUGAAGAACUGCGUGCUCUGGCUUUCAAUACUCUGCAGGCACUAAUGCUUGAUUUUCCAGAUUGGCGGGAGGAUGUUCUUUCAGGAUUUGUUUAUUUUAUUGUUCGUGAAGUGACUGAUGUCCAUCCCACACUUCUUGAUAAUGCCGUAAAGAUGUUGGUACAAUUAAUAAAUCAGUGGAAACAAGCAGCCCAAAUGCAUAAUAAAAACCAGGACACUCAGCAUGGUGUAGCUAAUGGAGCUUCUCAUCCCCCUCCUCUGGAAAGGAGCCCAUAUUCCAAUGUAUUCCAUGUGGUUGAAGGCUUUGCGCUUGUCAUUCUCUGUAGCAGUCGACCUGCCACUAGGAGACUAGCCGUCAGUGUCCUUAGAGAAAUACGGGCUUUAUUUGCACUUCUGGAAAUACCUAAGGGUGAUGAUGAAUUAGCCAUAGAUGUGAUGGACAGGCUAAGCCCAUCCAUUCUUGAGAGCUUCAUACAUCUCACUGGGGCUGAUCAGACUACUUUGCUCUAUUGCCCUAGCUCGAUAGAUUUACAAACUUUAGCAGAAUGGAACUCUUCUCCUAUUAGCCACCAGUUUGAUGUGAUUAGUCCAUCACAUAUAUGGAUAUUUGCACAUGUGACCCAAGGCCAAGACCCAUGGAUUAUAAGUCUCUCCAGUUUUUUAAAGCAAGAAAAUCUUCCUAAACACUGCUCUACAGCUGUGAGCUAUGCUUGGAUGUUUGCAUACACAAGACUUCAGUUGUUGUCCCCUCAGGUCGAUAUAAAUAGCCCCAUCAAUGCUAAGAAAGUAAAUACCACCACAAGCAGUGACUCAUACAUUGGCCUGUGGAGAAACUAUCUGAUCCUUUGCUGCAGUGCAGCAACAUCGUCAUCUUCCACAUCUGCAGGUUCUGUGAGAUGUUCUCCUCCUGAGACGCUGGCGUCUACCCCAGAUAGCGGCUAUAGCAUUGAUUCUAAAAUUAUUGGCAUCCCAUCCCCUUCAUCCUUGUUUAAGCACAUAGUUCCAAUGAUGCGUUCUGAGAGCAUGGAAAUCACAGAAUCCCUUGUUCUAGGUCUUGGCAGGACCAACCCAGGAGCUUUUAGGGAACUAAUAGAGGAAUUACAUCCCAUAAUUAAAGAAGCACUCGAAAGAAGGCCAGAGAAUAUGAAACGGCGCAGGCGUCGAGACAUUUUACGAGUACAACUGGUACGAAUAUUUGAACUGCUGGCAGAUGCUGGUGUCAUUAGUCACAGUGCAAGUGGUGGCCUUGAUAAUGAAACACAUUUUCUCAACAACACUUUAUUGGAAUAUGUAGAUUUAACUAGACAACUCCUGGAAGCAGAAAAUGAAAAAGACUCUGACACACUGAAGGAUAUACGAUGCCAUUUUAGUGCCUUAGUGGCGAAUAUUAUUCAGAAUGUUCCAGUGCACCAGAGAAGAAGUAUUUUUCCUCAACAGAGCCUUCGUCACAGUCUAUUUAUGCUGUUCAGUCACUGGGCAGGUCCUUUUAGCAUCAUGUUUACGCCCUUGGACAGAUACAGUGAUAGAAAUAUGCAAAUUAAUAGACAUCAAUACUGUGCGUUAAAGGCUAUGUCUGCUGUACUGUGUUGUGGCCCUGUUGCAGAUAAUGUAGGACUUUCAUCAGAUGGCUAUUUGUACAAAUGGUUGGAUAACAUUUUGGAUUCUCUGGACAAAAAGGUUCACCAGCUGGGCUGUGAAGCAGUUACGUUGUUACUGGAGCUGAACCCUGAUCAGAGCAACCUGAUGUACUGGGCUGUGGACCGCUGCUACACGGGCUCCGGGAGGGUGGCGGCCGGCUGCUUUAAAGCCAUUGCUAAUGUUUUCCAGAACAGGGAUUAUCAAUGUGACACAGUGAUGCUUCUAAAUCUGAUACUGUUUAAAGCAGCUGAUUCUUCUAGAAGUAUCUAUGAAGUUGCUAUGCAACUUUUACAGAUUCUGGAACCGAAGAUGUUUCGCUAUGCUCACAAAUUGGAGGUUCAGAGAACAGAUGGAGUACUCAGCCAGCUGUCUCCUCUACCACAUCUCUAUUCUGUUUCAUAUUAUCAGUUGUCCGAGGAACUAGCAAGGGCGUAUCCUGAGCUAACUCUCGCCAUAUUCUCAGAGAUAAGCCAGAGAAUCCAGACAGCUCACCCUGCUGGGCGGCAGGUGAUGCUGCACUACCUGCUACCAUGGAUGAACAACAUCGAGCUGGUGGACUUAAAACCUCUCCCCACAGCAAGGCGACAUGAUGAAGAUGAAGAUGAUUCCUUAAAAGACCGAGAACUUAUGGUGACUAGUAGGCGCUGGUUACGGGGAGAAGGAUGGGGAUCUCCACAAGCCACUGCAAUGGUUUUGAACAAUCUGAUGUAUAUGACAGCAAAGUAUGGCGAUGAACUGGCCUGGUCGGAGGUGGAGAAUGUGUGGACCACACUUGCAGAUGGCUGGCCCAAAAACCUGAAAAUAAUUUUGCACUUUUUGAUCAGCAUUUGUGGGGUGAAUAGCGAACCAAGCCUCUUGCCUUACGUGAAGAAGGUCAUUGUAUAUUUAGGUAGAGAUAAAACAAUGCAGUUGCUAGAAGAGCUGGUGAGUGAGCUUCAGCUGACCGAUCCUGUCAGUUCAGGGGUCACUCACAUGGAUAAUCCCCCGUAUUAUCGCAUCACUUCCAGCUAUAAAAUCCCUUCUGUCACCUCAGGAACUACUUCCAGUAGCAAUACAAUGGUAGCUCCCACAGAUGGCAAUCCUGAUAAUAAGCCCAUUAAAGAGAAUAUUGAAGAGAGCUAUGUGCACCUGGACAUUUACAGUGGACUAAACAGUCAUUUGAAUCGGCAACAUCACAGACUAGAAUCCCGAUACAGUAGCAGCUCUGGAGGAUCUUAUGAAGAAGAAAAAAGUGAUUCAAUGCCACUUUAUUCUAAUUGGCGACUGAAAGUGAUGGAGCAUAACCAAGGAGAGCCACUGCCCUUCCCACCAGCUGGAGGCUGCUGGUCACCACUGGUGGAUUACGUGCCUGAAACGUCAUCACCUGGAUUACCUCUUCACAGGUGUAACAUAGCAGUGAUCCUUUUGACUGAUCUCAUCAUUGAUCAUAGUGUGAAGGUGGAAUGGGGAAGCUACCUCCAUCUUCUUCUUCAUGCAAUUUUUAUAGGGUUUGACCACUGCCACCCUGAGGUGUAUGAACAUUGUAAACGCCUGCUUCUGCACUUAUUAAUAGUAAUGGGACCCAAUAGUAACAUCCGAACUGUUGCUUCUGUCCUUCUCAGGAACAAGGAGUUUAAUGAGCCCAGGGUGCUUACAGUCAAACAAGUUGCACACUUAGAUUAUAAUUUCACAGCAGGCAUUAACGAUUUUAUACCUGAUUACCAGCCCUCCCCUAUGACUGACUCAGGGCUUAGCUCAAGUUCUACCUCUUCUAGUAUCAGCUUAGGAAAUAACAGUGCUGCCAUUUCACAUCUGCACACCACUAUCCUCAAUGAGGUUGACAUCUCAGUGGAGCAGGAUGGAAAAGUCAAAACCCUCAUGGAAUUCAUUACCUCAAGAAAAAGAGGGCCCCUUUGGAACCAUGAGGAUGUUUCUGCCAAGAAUCCUAGCAUAAAGAGUGCUGAACAGUUAACUACAUUUUUGAAACAUGUGGUUUCUGUUUUUAAGCAGUCAAGCUCAGAAGGAAUUCAUCUGGAACAUCAUCUUAGUGAAGUUGCUCUGCAAACAGCACUUUCCUGUUCUUCUCGACACUAUGCUGGGAGAUCCUUUCAGAUUUUCAGGGCCCUAAAGCAGCCUCUCACUGCAACUACACUUUCUGAUGUUCUCUCCAGACUUGUAGAAACUGUAGGGGAUCCAGGAGAAGAUGCACAGGGAUUUGUGAUUGAGCUUCUUCUCACAUUGGAAUCUGCAAUUGAUACUUUGGCUGAAACCAUGAAGCAUUAUGAUCUUCUUUCUGCCCUUUCUCAAACCUCAUAUCAUGAUCCUAUAAUGGGAAACAAGUAUGCAGCUAACAGGAAAAGCACUGGACAACUCAAUCUAAGCACAAGUCCCAUUAAUAGUAGCAGUUAUUUGGGAUAUAACAGUAAUGCAAGAAGUAACUCUUUGAGAUUAAGUUUGAUUGGUGACCGACGAGGUGACCGGCGGCGGAGUAACACACUGGAUAUAAUGGAUGGACGGAUAAACCAUAGCAGUAGUUUAGCAAGGACUAGAAGCCUUUCCUCUCUAAGAGAGAAAGGAAUGUAUGACGUGCAGUCCACUACUGAGCCUACCAACUUGAUGGCCACCAUUUUUUGGAUAGCAGCAUCUUUAUUAGAAUCAGAUUAUGAAUAUGAAUACCUCCUGGCUCUCAGGCUUCUCAACAAACUGCUUAUCCAUUUGCCUUUGGAUAAAUCAGAGAGUCGAGAGAAGAUUGAAAAUGUACAAAGCAAAUUGAAAUGGACUAAUUUUCCAGGACUUCAGCAGCUCUUCCUUAAGGGUUUUACCUCAGCAUCUACACAAGAAAUGACCGUGCACCUCCUCAGUAAACUCAUUUCUGUCUCCAAACAUACAUUGGUGGAUCCUUCCCAAUUGUCAGGCUUUCCUCUUAACAUCCUUUGCUUAUUGCCUCACUUAAUCCAGCAUUUUGACAGCCCAACUCAGUUUUGCAAAGAAACAGCUAGUCGAAUAGCAAAGGUUUGUGCAGAAGAAAAAUGCCCAACACUUGUCAAUCUGGCACACAUGAUGAGUUUGUACAGUACACACACGUAUUCCAGAGACUGUUCUAACUGGAUCAAUGUCGUGUGCAGAUACCUGCAUGACUCCUUCUCAGAUACAACAUUUAAUCUUGUGACUUAUCUUGCAGAGCUGUUAGAGAAAGGAUUGUCCAGUAUGCAGCAAUCAUUACUACAGAUUAUUUAUAGUCUAUUGAGUCAUAUUGACCUGUCUGCAGCCCCAGCCAAGCAGUUUAAUCUGGAGAUCAUAAAGAUUAUUGGCAAAUAUGUACAGAGUCCUUACUGGAAGGAAGCCCUUAACAUAUUAAAGCUGGUGGUGUCACGCUCUGCGAGUCUUGUCGUACCCAGUGAUAUCCCCAAGACCUAUGGAGGAGAUACAGGUUCUCCUGAAAUAUCCUUCACUAAAAUUUUUAAUAAUGUUUCUAAGGAGUUGCCUGGGAAGACCUUAGAUUUUCAUUUUGAUAUAUCUGAGACACCAAUUAUUGGAAACAAAUAUGGUGAUCAGCACAGUGCGGCUGGAAGAAAUGGGAAACCAAAAGUUAUUGCUGUCACUAGAAGUACUUCCUCAACUUCUUCUGGUUCUAAUUCUAAUGCCUUGGUUCCUGUUAGUUGGAAAAGGCCACAGUUAUCACAGCGAAGAACAAGAGAAAAGCUAAUGAAUGUGCUUUCUCUCUGUGGUCCAGAAUCUGGCCUCCCAAAGAACCCAUCAGUUGUAUUUUCUUCUAAUGAGGAUUUGGAAGUCGGUGACCAACAGACUAGCCUAAUUUCUACAACAGAAGACAUAAAUCAAGAGGAAGAAGUAGCUGUGGAAGAUAAUAGCAGUGAACAACAGUUUGGUGUUUUUAAGGAUUUUGACUUUUUAGAUGUUGAAUUGGAAGAUGCAGAGGGUGAAAGUAUGGACAAUUUCAACUGGGGAGUUCGCAGGCGCUCACUGGACAGUAUUGACAAAGGGGACACUCCAUCCCUCCAGGAGUACCAGUGCUCUAGUAGCACCCCCAGCCUGAACCUCACCAAUCAGGAGGAUACAGAUGAGUCCUCGGAAGAAGAAGCGGCACUUACAGCAAGCCAGAUACUCUCACGCACACAGAUGUUAAACAGUGAUUCUGCCACUGAUGAAACAAUACCAGACCAUCCUGACUUACUUCUCCAGUCUGAAGAUUCCACUGGCAGCAUCACAACAGAGGAAGUGCUUCAAAUCAGGGAUGAGACCCCAACUUUGGAGGCUUCUCUAGAUAAUGCUAACAGCCGGCUGCCUGAGGAUACAACUUCAGUAUUAAAGGAGGAACAUGUUACAACCUUUGAAGAUGAAGGAUCCUAUAUAAUUCAAGAACAGCAGGAAUCUCUUGUGUGUCAAGGAAUUCUUGAUUUAGAAGAAACUGAAAUGCCAGAGCCUCUAGCUCCUGAAAGUUACCCCGAGUCAGUCUGUGAAGAGGAUGUUACCUUAGCUCUGAAAGAGCUAGAUGAAAGAUGUGAAGAAGAAGAAGCGGAUUUCUCCGGACUGUCUAGUCAAGAUGAAGAAGAGCAAGAUGGUUUUCCAGAAGUACAGACGUCGCCUCUGCCGUCACCAUUUCUUUCUGCCAUCAUAGCCGCCUUUCAGCCCGUGGCAUAUGAUGAUGAAGAGGAAGCCUGGCGCUGCCACGUCAAUCAGAUGCUGUCUGACACCGACGGGUCCUCUGCAGUGUUUACUUUUCAUGUGUUUUCUAGGCUGUUUCAGACAAUUCAAAGAAAGUUUGGAGAAAUAACUAAUGAGGCAGUCAGCUUUCUUGGUGAUAGUCUGCAACGCAUUGGUACCAAAUUUAAAAGUUCCUUGGAAGUGAUGAUGCUGUGUUCAGAAUGCCCAACAGUCUUUGUGGAUGCUGAAACACUGAUGUCAUGUGGUUUGCUGGAAACACUCAAGUUUGGUGUUUUGGAGUUGCAAGAACACCUGGAUACAUACAAUGUGAAAAGAGAAGCCGCUGAGCAGUGGCUAGAUGAUUGUAAGAGGACAUUUGGUGCCAAAGAAGACAUGUAUAGGAUAAACACAGAUGCACAACAAAUGGAAAUACUAGCAGAAUUGGAGCUCUGCCGAAGAUUAUACAAAUUGCAUUUUCAAUUGCUGCUUCUGUUCCAGGCCUACUGUAAACUUAUCAACCAAGUAAAUACGAUAAAAAAUGAAGCAGAGGUCAUCAACAUGUCAGAGGAACUUGCCCAACUGGAAAGUAUCCUCAAAGAAGCUGAGUCCGCUUCCGAAAACGAAGAAAUUGACAUUUCCAAAGCUGCACAAACUACUAUAGAAACUGCCAUUCAUUCUUUAAUUGAAACUUUGAAAAAUAAAGAAUUUAUAUCAGCUGUAGCACAAGUCAAAGCUUUCAGAUCUCUCUGGCCCAGUGAUAUCUUUGGCAGUUGUGAAGAUGACCCUGUACAGACACUGUUACAUAUAUAUUUCCAUCAUCAGACGCUGGGCCAGACAGGAAGCUUUGCAGUUAUAGGCUCUAACCUGGACAUGUCAGAAGCCAACUACAAACUGAUGGAACUUAAUCUGGAAAUAAGAGAGUCUCUACGCAUGGUGCAAUCAUACCAACUUCUAGCACAGGCCAAACCAAUGGGAAAUAUGGUGAGCACUGGAUUCUGAGACACUUCAGGCCUUUAGGAAAGAAACUAAACUGAAGAUGAUGAAGAAUAUUAACCAAGCACCUUUUAUGGACCCUUGCAUUCACUGAUAACUUUCUGGCAGCAUCUACUUUUUAGUGUAACUAAUGUCAAACUGUAUCAUCAAAAACAAAGAUCUGAAAGAAAAAAACAUCUGAUAUUUUAACAGCUGCCAAUAUCUCCCACAAUAACUGCGUGAAGAAGGAAUUUUUUAAUUACUUAACCUACGUGAAAAGAAAAGGGCUAAAAGUGAUGCCUACAAAUACAUUACUUUCUGGGGAAAGAAAAGAAUUCCAAGAAUGUUUGCAAUAAUGGCCUCCAAUACUGAAACAACCAAAAGCAGGUGAAAUGAGGCUGAAAUCAAGGCUGUUUCAUUUUAGCUGAAGACCUGCAAAGCUGCUUGGAUUUCUAGCAGUUGAAAACCUAACCUGCAAUUGAUGCUUAAUCAUCCAUCCACAUGAACAUGCAGUCAGCUAUACGCAUCAAGACUCGUUUGCAAAAACCAUUGAUUUUUCAGUAUGUGGGAUAAGGGUUUGGGUUUUUUUGUUUUUUGGUCUGUAUAAGGAAUUAUGUGUGUGUGAGUUGGGAUGUAUGGAUAUGUGAUAGUCAUAUUUUCAAGGUAUGGAUGUUUGGUGAUAACGUCUCAGAGCAUGCCUAAAAGAGCACUGCAAGAUUAUUUUUGAAGAAAUGUUAUUUUAUUAGAUCUAACUCUUCAUAGUAUGUAAAUGUUAGAACAUUUUAAUAAUAUUUUAAAACUGGGCUUUCCCAGUAUUUCAAAAAGAAAUAAUAUAUCUGUUAACGUUAUUGGAAUGCUGCUCAGUUCUCUGAUCAGUGCUUAUGUUAUGAUUGUUGAUAACUAACCAAAGUAGAUGCCUGCAGAGACUUUAAAAUGUAAAAUAAAGAUGUAUGCUGCCUGUCAGCUAUUCUCAUUAGAAAAGUUUUAACUUAUUUUACUCCAUAUAGAAACUGUAGAGACUAAAACCAGUUAUUUUCUUGUACAUUUGUGCCAUGCACUGUUGUUAUACAAGAAUAGGUGUACAAAGCUAAAGAAAAAUUGUGGUCAUUGAUGAUGGAAUAUAUGACUUGCAGGCUUUGAAGUCUGCAGAAUUCAAGAAAAGAGCUGCAAAUGCAUUUUUGUAUCUUUAUUCAGGACUCACAUGCUUUACCCUAAAGAAACCUGGGGCUAGGGGAAAUGAAAGGAAGCCUGAAGACUGACUACCAAAACAUGCAAUAUACUUAUUCACUGUCUAAGUCUGUAGUAUAACAUGAACUGGAGUCUCUAUCCUUUUCUAAAAUCGCAUUUUGUAAGAAAAGAAAGAAAAAAAAAAAAAAAGAAUGUAGUCCCACAACUCCUGAUUUGAAAGAAACACCUUGUAUUUUUUAUAUACAUCUCUUAUCCACUGUGACUUUUCUUUUAAACUGGGCUCUGUGAUUCCAGAGUUUAGAAUGUAGAAAUGAAAUGCUUAGCUUUACCUUUUCUUGGGGGGUGUGGACCCUGCCAGAAAUGUAAUUACGUAUGCUCAAGUGCAUUAAUUGAAGGCACUGUGCACACCAUUGGACUGCUGACCACAGUUAAACAUUUCCAGUAAAAUUUCGUAACUGGUCACAGCUCAUUCAUAAUCACUGUAUUUUUUGACCCUGAUAAAGACAAUUAUUUUGAUGGUGUUCUGGUACUGUAAUUGGUAUCCUUUAAAUUAUUUAAAACUUUUGGGUGUGGGGCAGGCAGAGAGGGAUGGUGUCCAGAGAUACAUCACACUUUACAUCCUAUCUUACUGUCCUCUGUUUUUCUUACCCUCCUUACAUCCUUUUUGUUAAAAAUAAAAAGCAUUGUAGCUGUUGGUUUGUGUUGUAUUUUAACAAAGAAUGAAUGAUUACAGUGUGCAUCAUUUAGAAACCUUUCAAAUGUUACCUUCUUGAAUUGCCCUAGAAAAGAACAAAAUUAGUUGACUACCCAACCAAACCUUUCAGUUGAUAUUUGCUUUUUGUGUUUAUUUAUAUGUAACUAAGUCUAUUAAUAUAAUAAAAAUGAAUAUACCUGCAGCAAGCAA
This is a messenger RNA of Homo sapiens (human), 24708 nucleotides long. It is a transcript of the gene FRYL, whose product is annotated as FRY like transcription coactivator. The record is from RefSeq and is a predicted model, not a curated record. Gene Ontology annotation, biological process: cell morphogenesis. The transcript is spliced from 64 exons. The coding region runs from base 13557 to 22643 and encodes 3028 amino acids. Lineage: Eukaryota; Metazoa; Chordata; Mammalia; Primates; Hominidae.